Clupea harengus (Atlantic herring) is the source of this 1612-nucleotide messenger RNA. It is a transcript of the gene otub1b, whose product is annotated as OTU deubiquitinase, ubiquitin aldehyde binding 1b. NCBI's taxonomy places the organism in Eukaryota, Metazoa, Chordata, Actinopteri, Clupeiformes, Clupeidae. Gene Ontology annotation, cellular component: nucleus. Gene Ontology annotation, molecular function: cysteine-type deubiquitinase activity; ubiquitin binding. The record is from RefSeq and is a predicted model, not a curated record. Gene Ontology annotation, biological process: protein K48-linked deubiquitination; negative regulation of double-strand break repair.
GACCCGGAAGUAAAGUAAGGAUUGAGGAGGGAGGGGGGAACAACAGUAGAUCUAAGAUGGCGGAUGAACAGAAGGAAACAACACAGGGAGGGAUGGAGGGAGUGAACUGCCUCGCUUAUGACGAGGCCAUAAUGGCACAGCAAGAUCGUAUUCAGCAAGAGAUAGCCACUUCCACUCCCUUAGUGUCAGACAGACAGGAGCUGUCCAUUCUGCAGAGAGAGUAUGCACAAGAUGACAACAUUUACCAGCUGAAGAUUAAGGACUUGCAUAAAAAAUACUCAUACAUCCGAAAGACACGGCCAGAUGGAAACUGCUUCUACAGAGCGUUUGGCUUUUCACACUUGGAGUCUCUUCUGGAUGACGGCAAAGAGCUUCAAAGGUUUAAAGCAGUGGCUGGCAAGAGUAAACUGGACCUAGUGAACCAGGGCUUUACUGAGUUCACUAUUGAAGACUUCCACAACACUUUUAUGGACCUCAUUGAACUCUGCGAAAAACAGCCUCCGCUCGAAGAGCUGCUCAACUCGUUCAACGACCAGAGUGUUUCGGAUUACGUGGUGGUCUAUCUGCGGCUGCUCACCUCCGGCUACCUACAGAGAGAGCAUGCUUUCUUCCAGCACUUUAUCGAGGGAGGCCGCACCGUCAAAGAGUUCUGCCAACAGGAGGUGGAGCCCAUGUCAAAAGAGAGCGAUCACAUUCACAUCAUCGCCCUGGCUCAGGCUCUCAACGUCUCCAUCCUGGUGGAGUACAUGGACCGGGGCGAGGGGGGCACGGUCAACCACCACGUCUUCCCUGAAGGUAGUGACCCCCGCGUCUUCCUCCUCUAUCGACCGGGCCACUACGACAUCCUCUACAAGUAAUACCAGCCUACUCUCCUCUCUUCUCCUCUCCCCCCCCCUCCAACGCCUCUCUCUUUGGGCCUAGAUUCUCAUACAUCCAUGUAGCAAUUUGAGACGGUCACAAUGCGAUUCUUGUCAGUCAUAUCUCGACAGCCGCUAUCUGGAGAUGUGACCGACUAAGCAAGUUAACAGUCGCAAGUUCCACAUGGAUGUUUGAGAAUCCGGACUGAUGUCUUUGCAUCAUCCCACACCUAGGAAGGUGGGGUGGAACAGGGUGAAUGGGGGGUGGGGGGGUGGUUGGCGGAGAAUGGAAACUCACCACAGCAGCAGCCACGUUGAUUCAUGCGGUGUGUUGGUGUGCGAGGGUCUCUGAUAGCGGCUCACUGUGGAUCGCAGCCGGCCCUCUUCAGGGCCUGAUCUGACUUGAGUCAGCAGCUAUCUGGGUUUGUGCUACCGUAUUGGGGGAGGACACAAACAAACAAACAAACAAAUGUGCUCCUCACUUCAGUUUAUUACCCUCUUCUCAUCACACACACACAAAAUGAUAAACUGAAAUGAAUAAUUGAAAAAGGGGGGGGGGGGGAUCUUUCAAUGAAAAUAGCAUACAAAUUAAAACCUUAGCAGUGACUCCAGGCCUUUAGAGAGUUGUACAGUUUUUUUUUUUUUUCUUCUUUUGUGGUUGUAAAUGUUAUCAACUUGCUUUUGUUAGUUUUUUUUUUUUCCUUUGUUACACUGCGUUUCAUGAGUUUUAUUAAAGGGAUCUUCACCUUAUCACA